This is a messenger RNA of Zootoca vivipara (common lizard), 1452 nucleotides long. It is a transcript of the gene MEIOB, whose product is annotated as meiosis specific with OB-fold. The record is from RefSeq and is a predicted model, not a curated record. Gene Ontology annotation, biological process: resolution of meiotic recombination intermediates. Lineage: Eukaryota; Metazoa; Chordata; Lepidosauria; Squamata; Lacertidae. Gene Ontology annotation, molecular function: single-stranded DNA 3'-5' DNA exonuclease activity; single-stranded DNA binding.
AUGGCCUACUCGGUUUCAACACAAAAUUUUGUAGCCAUUUCAGAUGUGCAUCCAAAUCUUGCUCGUCCUAGUAUAAUUGGUAUGGUGAUUGGGAAAACAGAUGCCAAAGGCUUUCCAGACAGAAAAAAUAUUGGAUCAGAAAGGUACACUUUUGGCUUCACUGUCCGCGAUUCACCAUCUUACUUCAUAAAUGUACAUUCUUGGGGAAGAGAGGACUAUAUUAAAUCACUUUCAGAAAGCUUUAGAGUUGGUGACUGUGUCAUAAUUGAAAAUCCUUUAGUUCAGACAAAAGAGGCUGAAAAGGAAGAAAAAUUCAACGCUACAACUCCUAGCUGCUACAAACUGCUCCUCAGUGAGAAUCAUUCCGUGGUUAAAAUCUGCCCCCACUAUGAAGUUGACACCAAACUACUGUCCCUGUUGAAUCUACCUGUGAAGGAACCUCAAGAUUUUUACACUCUGGCGGACAUUGCAGCCAAUGGACAGAGUCUGGAAGGAAGAAUAAUUAAUAUUCUUGCAGCAGUCAAGUCGGUUGGAGAACCAAAGUACUUCACCACUUCAGACAGACGAAAGGGUCACAGAUGUGAAGUAAGGCUGUAUGAUGAAACUGAGUCUUCCUUUGCGAUGAUAUGCUGGGACAAUGAAUCUAUCCAGCUUGCACAGAGCUGGAUGCCACGAGAAACAGUAAUAUUUGCAUCAGAUGUAAGAAUAAAUUUUGACAAAUUUAGAAAUUGCAUGGUUGCAACUGUACUCUCAAAAUCCAUCAUUACUACUAAUCCCGAUACACCAGAAGCAAUUAUUCUACACAAUUUUAUAAAAGAAAGUACAGAAAUGUUAGAUUUGGAUGAUGAAAUGGGAGAGCAUUUCAGAGAUUCCAUAAAUGUACAGGCAAUAGUUGAUGUUUAUACAGUGGAGCAAUUAAAGAUUAAAGCUUUGCAAAAUGAGGGAAAAUCAGAACCUUUCUAUGGCAUUAUUUUUGCCUACAUUUCUACACUGAAUAUUGAUGAUGAGACAACUAAAAUAAUACGAAACAGAUGUAGCAAGUGCCACUAUGUGGUCAAUGAAAGAACAAACUCAUGCUCCUUCUGUAGCAGCUUUGUCUCCUCCUCAGAUGCCACACUACUAUUUGCCAGCUUUGAUGUACUAGUUGAUCUGACAGACCACACAGGCACUCUCCAUUCUUGCAAUCUCUCAGACACAGUGGCUGAAGAAGCUUUAGGCUGCACGGUCCAGGAGUUCCAGACUCUGACAGAGGCUCAAAAAACAGCCCUAAAAUGGCACCUUCUUCUAGAACGAAGCAAAAUUUAUUUUAAAGUUAUUCUUUCGGCCAGUUCACGAACCGGACUGAGAGUUAGCUUGCUUUCUUGUAAGCUAGCAGAUCCUGUGGAGGCCAGUCGAAACCUGCCUGGAAAAGACCUACCUUUCCCAGCUUCAGAACAGCUGGAAGGAGUCUAA